AUGGAAGAUAAAUGUAAGAGUGACAGUGCUUCACUAGGCGAUAGGGAGCACGCUGAACACACGCUAGGUUUGAUUUGGAAUAUAAAACUAGAUACGUUAAAUUUCUCCAUAAGUCUUCGUAAUACACCUACGGAAGUCAUCGAAGGUGUACGACCGCCUACGAAGUGUGAGAUAACGAGCACUGUGAUGUCAGUUUUCGAUCCAUUAGGACUCGCAUCACACAUAACGGUGCAAGGAAAGUCACUGAUUCAGCAAGCAUGGAGAUUAGGCAUAUCUUGGGAUGAUCAAGUUCCACACAAAUUGGACGUGUUAUGGUGCACAUGGUUAACGGAAGUUAAGAAAUUAGGUUAUCUAGAAGUACCUAGAUCCGUUGCUGAAGGCAUGAGCAGGGGGGAGUUACGUACGUUCACGGACGCUAGUGAAAAAGCGUAUUAUGUCACCGCGGUGUAUUAUGUCACCACGGACGAGCGAGAAGAGAGCCGAAUUACACUAGAAUCUGCUAAAGCACGAGUAGCGUCGUUGAAUCCGAUUACCAUUCCAAAGCUUGAAUUACAAGCAGCUCUUAUAGCAGCUGACUAG
Parnassius mnemosyne (clouded apollo) is the source of this 579-nucleotide messenger RNA. The record is from the annotation of a GenBank genome assembly. NCBI's taxonomy places the organism in Eukaryota, Metazoa, Arthropoda, Insecta, Lepidoptera, Papilionidae.